AUGGAUUGGGAACAAAGUAACUUAGAAGAAGUCCAAGGUUUUGUAGAUAGGAAUGGGGUUUCAAACAUUGAAGAACUUUUUAAGAACAAACUGGAAGGUUGGCGAGACGUCGAGGUGAACAUAGCAAUCACUGGCAGCUCUGGAGCUGGAAAAUCGAGUUUUAUCAACGCGAUACGAGAGUAAGUACAAUGGAAGUAUUUCAAAAUCACGCUGUAAAUAAUGUGGCUUAUUAUAUUAUACUUCUUACAUUAAAGAACUUUCGAUUUGAAGAAAAUAAAUACAAAAACAAAGGUAAAACCAAGUAUUACGAAGCAAGGCUUUUCCCAGUUGGAAUCAAGGGAAAGCUUCAGUAUUUUUCCUAUGAGAGAAGCCGAUAAUCGGCUCCUGGUAGAGUAUAUUUUUUAUUAUUACUUUUCUUUACCUGGUAGAGUUUCUUCAAUUGAAUGAAUUAACUUUUAUGAACUUUACCUACUUUCACUUUACUAACAUGAUAAAAGAAGAUAGCCGGAAGUUGAUGAAGCGAGCCACUACUCCGAGUUUCAAAUCCUGAAAAAAACAAACCGAGAAAGAAAUUUGGGUCAAAGACUUCUCUGUUCCCAAUAAUAUUUAGUUAGCCGUGUUUUAUCGGUCGGGAGCCUAAACUUCUAACUUAUUGACCAAUGCAUAAUCAUUUAAUGUGAUCCGAUCGAACGUAUCAUUAACAACUCAUUGAACGGCUAGCACUGAACAUUUCUGAGUUCAGAAACCUGUCUUUACCAAUUCUGCGUCAAUACUUGUUCAAAAUCAUACUAUACAUCAAUAUUGAUGUGUAAGAUAUGUAGUAACAUUAGUAUAUGUCUUCAGGUCGCCUUUUGGCGGCCAACUACUGAGAGAAAUAUAGUCGCCAGUUUGAAUUGUAUAAUGCAAAUGACGCAGCUCACAGUUAGUGGCGCGAUCCAUCAGAUUUGAUUCUUUGGACAGAAGUCGGUAUAAAUUUGGAGGUUAUUCUUACAGUCUUUUCAGAUAACUCGAAUCUUCAAAGGAAAUCGAAAAAAGUUCGAGUUAUCAGGAGUUCGAAGAAAACAAUUAGAAAUAAGAAAAUGGAAUUGGGGUGGAAUGCAAGUAUCAUGCACACUUCACUUUAAGGGCAGCAAGAUGUAUGCUGCUACAGUAUUUUGAAAAAGGAAUUAUUAAAAAAAUAAAGCUUGUACAGGGCUAAACAUUGUAUUUAAACUGGACUGACAAAAAGGAAAGACAAAUAAUACACGGUUUUUUUGAAAUAAAUUCAAUGUUUUGAACCGCACUUUACUGCUUUUUUUCGACUUGUCACCAUGGUAAUAGAAAGACUGGAUAGGAAACUUAUGUCACGUGGGCUGUUUUCUUAUCGCCAAUUAGUUGUUUCGCGAUCCAAGAUGGCGUUGCUAGUGGUUCCAUCUUGGUGGAAAUUUGUGACGAAACGAUGGCGAAAAUGUGGCGCAAACCAGUCGAAAUGAAGGAUUUGUUUGCCGGCAUGCGUAUCAAGAAAAGCGACCUGAAUUCGAGAGCAAUAGGUAUUGUUUUGUAUUGUUAUUUUUUAUCGUUUCUUGCCUUUUAAGGACAAAACGAUCAAUCACAGCACGAAAAAAGACAUUUAAGUGAGCGUAAUGGUGGCGUAAAGUUCUCAUUUACGUAACUUUACGACCCAUUUACGCCACGUAAAGUCGAACUUUACGCUACCUUUACGCACAUGCGUACAGGUAUCGUAAAGAGACCGAUUAAGCUCUGCGUAAAGUUGGUGUAUAUGCGCUUUAAAGUAGAGACUUAAACCAGCGUAAUUGAAGCGUAAAGUUGGUGUAAAGAUCUUAUUAAGACAAUGCUUUUACGCGUUAAGCGGACACGCAAAGGAGUAGUAGUUUUAAAAAUAGGGCCCCUUUCCGUUUCCAAUUUUGCAUUACCAUAACCAAUUUUCAAAUUGCCUAUCUUUAUUUUUACAUUUCAAAUCCCAUGAAAAUCGCCAGGUAUGCUACCUUGUUGUAACUGCAAAAGAUGCAAAUACGAUUCUUUCGCAUUCUUUAGGUGUAGUCCCGAAAAGAGUAAUCUUACAAGGUUUUAAAAAACAAAACACACUGAUACUCUAAAACUGAAUUUUUUAAAUAUAACAUGAUUUAUUUCUGUGUUAGCAUCUUUGUCAUUACAUUAAAAAUUUAAAAAGAAAAAACUUUUUCCAACACCUAAGGUUUAAAUAAGAAGAUACAGUGUACAUAAACUUUUCAAAUGGGUCAAAACAGUCCUCUCAAAAUAUAAAAAAAAUCAUCUUAACUUAGUAUUAUACCAAAUUAAGAUGAUUUAUAGUUUAAAAUAAUUAUUAGUAUUUACAUGUAAGGUACAAGAAAACUAAUGAAGUUAAAUUUUGAUAAAAAACAGCAACUCUAACACACAAAUUAAUGUAAAGGUGGGUCAACAUGGUAUCUUCCAAAAUGAAACUAUUUAGUACAAUUUAGCAUAAUUCAAAUUAAAAGCUUAAACAUAUUUAGAUAAGAAAUAAAAAGAGUGAAAGCUUAAUACAUUUAAAACAUUGAUGGUUUCUUGAUUUAGCCCUUUCACUCCCAGAAGUGUUUACAGUCAAAUUUAACAAAAAAAAUCCAAAUAACAAAUCAUUUUCAUAAACUGAUGAUGUAAAAGUUCGAUGCACAAGGCUGUCAUUAAGAUUGCAAGUUGCAGGGCAAAUGAAAUUAGUGAGCGGGACAUUGAAAAUGUGGCAAGUUGUUUAUGUUUUAAUAAAUUUUCCUUUCGUUUCCCCUCAAAAUAGCCAAGUAUUGGGCUCAAGGUAGCCAAUUUAAAGUCUGGUUUAUGGCCCUUAGUGACAGCCCUGGAACCACAUUACAAGACUAAGGCUUGUGUAACAUGUAUUAAUCGUGUUUGCUUUGGGAGGACUUUCUGUCACCAACAUCCCAUACCAGGCUGAUCUGCUGAAUAAAUAGAAAGCAAGUGUUAUUUGAGUAAACUACACAGAUUACUUGUGGGCUAAUGAUAAUACACUUAAUUGGGCACUAAAGGCACAAGUACAUGUACAGUAAGGGGGUGUUUAUAUGAGAAAACUCACACCGGCGCGAGUCUCAUACCGGGAUGACUUUUUGAUUUCCUAGCGGGUUUACAUUAUGACUGAGUCAUUUCAUAUCUCAUUAUUUGAAGGUACACUUCAUGUUGAUAAAAUACAAGUGUGAUUCAAAAUCGCAAACAUUACGCAUGCGCUACCUAUUCCAGUCUACCGGGGGUGACUUGCGCCGACAUGACAUUUUGUGGUGGUAUCAUGUAAACAAAAUAAUAUAGAGCCAUGAGAGGGAACCGGAGUGAACACACUCUGGGGCGAAAGAUGCCCCAGUGUCAUGUAAUCACCCCCUAAGUUGCCAGAGGACACUGCCUACUAUUACUAAUUAAUAAUAUUUUUUCCUGCACUUAUGGCCAAAUUACUACAAUCAGCACAAUUUUCACAAACCAAGACUAAAAAUUUGAAAAAAAAUUAUCAGGCAUUUUCCACAAGGGGUCUAAUAACAGUGCAAAACCUGAGCAGCAAAUGAUUUCAAUGUCUACAAAUUCACACAACUGAAUAAGAUUCAUCUGACUGUUAAAGAUUCAAAAUGUUUGACUAGUAUGAGUUAAAGGCUUUCCUUAAAAGCAAAAAUAUUUACAUUUAGAACCCUACUUGCAGUUGAGUGAAAAUCAGGGUAAAACGCUACAUGGAAACCCUAUAAUAAUAAUAAUAAUAAUAAUAAUAAUAAUAAUAAUAAUGAACUUUAUUAAAGUCUCAUGUCUUAUAACACAGGCACAGUGCCUUACUAAUUGGGGAGACUGAAGCAUAUAUAUAUGUUAAAUUUAUUAACAAUGGUUUAUUAUAUUAUUAGAGUUCAAUGUUUUACAAUGUAUAUCUUUUUUUAUUUUCAUGUAUACAUUUUUAUAAAAGUAUCAUCCAUUAAUAUUGUUGUAAAGUGCUAUGAAAAACCACUGGAUGCACAUUAUUAUUGUUAUUAGAGAGUAAGCAGCGUGCAAAGGAAAUAGUGUCCGAUAGCCCGGGGCUAGUGGAUUUUGCUAUCGCGCUAGUGAAUUUUGAACUUAACUUGCCCGACGGGCAAGUGAAGUUUUUUGAGGAAUUCAAAUUAAAGAAGAACUGUGAAAUCAAUUCAAUCUGCUCAUCAAAACAUUUUUGGGGCUAGUUGAAAUGACAUUUGAGCUAGUAUAUACUAGCUUCAGCUUGCCCGCAUGGAAAGCUCUAAAAAUCACUUUCUUUGCACCCUGGUAAGAGAGAGAUUUUCCUAUCCACUUGUCCUUCACACAAGCAAUACGUUAAAUUUGGUUGUCCGAAACCCAGAGCUCUUGUCCAAAAAGUUUACCUUGCAACGGGCAUUUAAUGUUUUUAAUCACAUUAUUUAAUCACAUUAUUACCCUUGUAUAUUAUUUUUGAAUUAAACCUACAACAGAGCCCGUAAAAAAGCAAAUGGAUGAAAUGACUGGCAGUGGAAUGGCAAAGUUAAAAGGAAUAUUUAAGGCAACCGUUUCUUAUCUUUAUUUUUCUAAUUAAAAAUGUGCUUGUCCCACGGACAAGUCAUAUCAAAGGUUUACAUGUCUGAACUAAAUUUCUACCAGUCCUGGACUUAAGUUCCAAAUCAAUAAACAUUCCCAGCCUUCUCAUGAACUCCACCAAAGACUUUCAGGGAAAAAUAUACAAACAUAUACCUGGGUGCAAAGAAAAUCACUUUUACAGCUUGUCAUUCGGGCAAGCUGAAGCUAGCAUUUACCAGCCCAGACGUCAUUUCAACUAGCCCCAAAAACGUUUUGACAAGCAGAACUGAAUUGAUUAACAAUUCUUCUGUUAUUCGAAUUCCUCAAAAAAUAUCACUUGCCCGUCGGGCAAUUUAAAAACAGAAUUCACUAGCCUUCGGAUAGCAAAAUCCACUAGCCCCAGGCUAUCAGACACUACUUUCUUUGCACACUGCAUAUAAGCACCUUAUUCCCAAAAGUUUCAAAUUUUCCUGAAACUUUACCUAAUAUACAUAUUUUUUUCCUUUUUAAUACGAAACGUUCAAGGUUCCUAGUUAAUGUAACAGGAGUGAAGCCACCUUGCUAUUUACAGCCCUUAUCCUCAAUCUUGAAAACAAUACCUCCUAAUAAUAAUGUACAGUGUACCCUGUAAAGAAAGCAGCCUAUUUUCUUUCCUUGCCACCAGGGACAUUUCACAAGAGAGACAGUUGUAUUUGCAGAAUAAUAAUGGUGUAUGUAGACAAGAGAAUCCAAAAAACAGCUAUGACUGCUAUGACUCUCUUAAGAGUCUUAUCUUUCACAACUUGUUUCUUUAAAUUUUAUUUUCCUUUAAACUUAGAUUUACUGACGACACAACUAUGGUGCAAAUAGAACAACUUCUGGUUUCUAACAUGAAUGAUGAUUGUGUGCUUUGCUUCCCAAAAAUUAAGGCAUUCAAUUUCCUGACAGUAUGUACUGCACUGUAUCCUCUCAAGAACCACAAUAUAAUUUCAUAAGAGCAGUGCACAAUAAAGAUUGAAAUGAAUGGUAAUAUAUGACAUGAAUCAUACUUUGAACUGCAGAUGAAGGUAUGAAACUGUGAAGAUGUUACCAACUAUGUUGGCACUUACAUGAAAAUACAUUCUAAUUACUGGGCUGCCUGUGCGCCCAGUCAUAAAAUGGGCUUUCGGUCGUCGGUGUCAAAAAGUGGUCUCCCGGGGGAGGGAACACACGAGGGUCUGGUACCGAGAAACGAUGUUCUCACAAAUGGUUUCAUGUGAGUUUCUCUUGCACGAACCCUUGCACGGAUACUUUUUGUACCUCGUCUGCGCUCCCCCUGAAAAACCCACAAAGCGUUGCGAACCUGAAGAACGCUAUUUGCGUUGUUCGAAGCGAUUCGAUCAUGGGAGUCACUCUAUAAUUUUUUUAUUGUUCGAGUUUAAGUCAGUUAGAUGAUGUUGGCGCUGGAAAACUCAGAGAAAUGCUCGCGUUGCAUUCAAACCGACACGCUGUUCACGGUAGGUUCACACUAAAAGAUGACUGUGAGCGUCAGGUUUGGAACGCCGUGGCCGCUUCGUGAACGCAAAGAGAGAAUUAUCGAUCGAUGUAGUACAUGAGCAAUUAAGAAGCACAAUUUAUGAGCAAGGUAUUUCACCAGUUGACGACACUAUGGCUGAAGACUUGAUUGUAAGACUUCGUAUUCAGUGAAGCGAACAACUCAGUUGCCGAUGAAUGGCACUACGCACGUCUAUGAGCGAGGGACGUGAUAAUUUUGCCAUGUUAGAAGACUGGCUUUUCCUUUAAAUAUUUCCUUCUAUUUAAUGCAACACUAGCCUCCCACGCAGGCAUUCUUAGGGGAGCCCGUAUUUCUUCCCUCCCCACAAACGCCUGCUCAACAGAGGACAACACGCCACUUUGGAGGUCUUAAUUUCGGAUACUGAGGAUAAAGAAGACACGGACAAAAAUAGGGACAGGGACUCUGAGAAUUUCGCGCACAAUGCACAAGUCAGGGGCACCCAACGAGAAUUUAGUUCAAAACCGCUAAAACAUAGCAUUGUUAAACGUAUUUGGUAUUUAAACGGUCAUAUAGGCAUACUUUUAUCCCCUAAAAAUUUUUCAUCUGUUCGGAUUUCCUAGCUGAAAGUCUAGUGAUCCGAAAAUUAUAGGGAUCAAAACUUACCUUUCCAAAAAUUUCAGCCAGAAAAAAGGCUCCCGAAAAUUCUAGGUGACCUUUUUAGGGUAAAAAUCCGUUAAAAAUAGGCAAUUAUACCAUAUUUUAGAUGUUCGAAAAUCCUAGGAGAAGCAGGCAAGCAAGAAAUUUUACAACAAAUGUUCCGAAAAUUCUAGAUCUCAAAUCGUCUUCCGAACAGAUAUUUUUCCGAACAUUGUCGUUGGGUGCCCCUGACAAGUUUAAAGCUUCACCGGAACAUCCCAUCCGGGAGCUUCACAGAGAGCGACUUGAGGAAAAUAGGAGCUAUUACUGACAAGGUUUGGUGGCUGAGUAGAGCAUACAAGUGUAGCCCACGUCAAGGUUUCAGGGGGUUUGCUUUUGUUUGUAUUUGUAUCUUGCUAAGCUUUUAUCAUUAAAUUUGUACAUGAUCUUGUGAUCACAAUUCUGCGUUUUCGCCCAUUCAGCAAGCACGCUAUAUUGAUGUCAGCAUUAGCGAGUUUCAGAAACAUGCCUUUGAAAGUUUUUUAUCUCUCGUGAUGUUUCUUGAUAUUUCUUUUACCAUUUUAUGAAGAUGUUAAGUGAAGUCACCGCAAAAUGGCAACUUAAAAAAGCGUAUAAUCCAUUUAUCUCGAAACAUAACACACAUGACUUAUACGACCUUUAUUUUCGUAAAGGUGUUUUGAAUACGAACGAACACAGUCAAAAUGUGAGGGGCAAAAAACAGCAUUAAUAUAAAUGAACCAUAGUGUUUUAACUAAUAUAAGGGUCAAUUAUUGUGCAUUGAGAUGAAUCGCUUGAAAAGAGAGACUUCGCUUGAAGAUGUGAUCAGAAGUAAACAAAGGCAUAAUAGUGCGUCACGUUCAGUCUUUUUAAUAUCCAAGGAGUCACUGUGAAUAGUGUUUCCAUAUUGUUUAGCUGGCACAAAAACUUCGCACGAGUUAUAAAGCGGCAUAGUUAUCUUCCAUGAAGAAAAGUUCGUCUUGGGUGAGACAAACAGAACUGGAGCGAAUUUUUAACUCGCAUCGGUAUCAGGUAAAAAAUAUGUUAUCGAUCGUUUCAUCUAUUUACAUUGUUUGAAGUGCGUGCUGGUGAACGCAACAUGCGAGCGAGAAGUCUUUAAACUUUUAUAGGUCUCAAAAUGCAAAGGAUUUUAUUCCGUUAAGUUAGAGAAAAAUACCAUGAGGAAAAUCUUAAAACUGAAUAUUUUUCUUCUUGUGGAAAAAAUAGUGCGUUUUCUUGUAGACUGUGGACCGCAAAUUAGGAUCGCACUUUUCACAAACAUGCGAAUUCCGAAGUUCAGAAGCCAACCGACGAUUGCGUUUUUCGCUGUUGUCAAUCAUCUUAACGGACCUCUUAGGAAACAAAACUCUACUUCACGGGUUCAAAAGGUCAUGGUUUGUGAUUUGUGGAUUUCGAUCCGUUUUGUGUGUUUCUCUGUUUCGAGGUUCGUUGCUUUUGAUCGUAAUUAUGAUUGACGGCAGCGAUAAACACAAUUGUGAAGGUGGCUUUUGAACUUUAGAGUUCGCAUGUUUGUGAAAAGCGCAGUAAAGUCUCCGUGCAGUCAGUGAGGCCCCUGGAUCAGGCGGGAUCAAUGGGGAGUUAACUGUCUGUUUUAGUAUACUUCUGGUUUUCAUAUAAUACAAUAAUUCUGUCUAGUGUAAAUCAGCUCAUUAUACUCGUAGAACGACAACAAUUUUUGGAAUUUCCUGUUACGUCACGUUAUACUGUCACGCUAUAUUUUGGGGCACAGAGGGAUUAGGGGAGGGGUACGUGGAAAUAAUGCAAAUUGUUUCCUGCUUAGAAUUAAUGGCUAACUUGCCUAUUUUUAUUCAUAGUGGUGGAAUUUAAAAGUUAUUAUACAGCCCCCACUUAAAAAUGGUACUCUUUUUUGGGGGUUACGAAAGUCUUUCAAAAGGGUACAAUGUUUUGAAUGAGUUUAUGUUUCAGUCUCACAUGAGGUUCUGUCGCAUGCAAUGGUUGCCGACAAGGUUUUAUGGUAGCCUGAGAGUGUAUAGCCGCCCCCUCCCCUCAGAAAAAAUAGCCCCUUGGCAGCCCAGUUAAAAAUCGCCUUUCGGCGAUUCUUGUUCAACCAUGGUCUGCAUUAGCUAUGCAUUGAAAGACUCAUGAAAAUGUCUACUCAUUCUCUGUUCAUUUAAGUUAAAACCCACGUAAUUUAAAAUCAAAAGUAAACUUUUGUACCUGCUUCAAAAAAUAUAUGCAUGCUGUUAAAUUAUUCACUACUUAUGACCUGGAUUGCAGAGAGGUUUUGUUCGCUAUGACUGCCCGGGGAAUUGGGAAGCUUGGGUUUGUUAUUGACUGACGCAUGAAAAUAUAGAACCAGACUACGUAGAUUAUCUUUGCCUACUUGCAAAUUCAACACUUGUUAAACACUUUCUAUUCUGUUUAUUAGUUCUUCUAUAGUCUUUGAAAAUUUUCUUAAGAAUGUUUGUAUCACAUUACAUGUAAGCUUACUUUGAACUGAUGUUGUUUCUUAAUUCCAUUUCUUUUAGUAAUUCCCAAUACCAGUGACCAAACUCGUAUUUUCCAGUACAAAACAAGGAGAUUCUACUCCUUCAGACCCCCAAAGUCCUUACAUGAUUUGACAUUAUCAUCUUCAUCGCCAUGCUCUCGUUGCUUGCUUAUUAUUGAAAGGUUAUGCCAAAUAAAUACACCUGUUUAGUUGUAAUUUACUUUAAACGGUUAAUGCUGGUUUCACUGCUCACUGAAAUGUUAGUUACUGAGUACUUGACACAGUCAUUCGAACUCAUCAUAAACAAGGUUGGAAUUAAGCUUAAAAAGUUAGAGUCAGAAAAGGCGAUCGAGCCAGGACAACUUACCUUGCCUCACUAUCUGCUCUUUCCAGCGAGAUCUUGAGUAUCGAACAGCCUUAGUAAUACUAUACCUGCCAACUCUCACGCCUUAGGCGUGAGUCUCACGCCUACGGGUUGAAAACUUCGAUCUCACGCCGGCUCACGCCUGCGGGCCAAUUUCUCACGCCUGAUUGAAAAAUGUGAGUUGUUGCCGUCCUGCUUGACACAAUUUCCAAAAAUAUGUUAACUCAGACCCAUGUAAGGAACGAAAACCAUGUGUAAAAUGAAUAAAUGGCAAUACCUUCCUCGCGAUCUCUGAUUUUUGAAGUGAAAAGCACUGGGAGCGAGCUCGCCUUUGGCAGACUUCGGCAGACUUCGGACGUCUUCGGAAGACUUCGGACUUCUUCGGGAAUCUUCGGAAAUGAUCGUGUCGUCUUCAAAAAUCCCAGCACUCCCAGGAUAAAAAUCUCACGCUUAUAUCUCAGAAAAAGUUGGCAGGUAUAUAAUACGUGUAAUACAGUCUUGGUCUCUGUUGUGAACAUUCCAGUGUUAAUGCUUGCGCUUCACACGAUGUUUCUGUCUCCAUUUCUGACUGAGUAUCUCGUCCCGAAAGGGUUGCUCUACACUUGAGAAGUAAUCGAUUACUAAAGGCUGAUAGUGCCAUUAUAAUUUGUAACAACCUUAAGUAUCAAAAAGCAUAAUAUAUGAACGAUCUCCGUUUGAAACCGUUUGACACUUUCAAAAUGGUCGUGACUAGAAUGGAUACUCCAAAAUCAGGUAUCCGCUCGGAGACUGGAACUGAAUAAAACUAUUUUUCGGCAAAUCGCUCCGACUCUUCACGACCUUGUUGUGUUCAAAGAGAUAAGUAUACAAAGACUGAAAAAGGCCAAGAUGCGAAUGGUUACUGCAAAAUAUGGAUCAAAGCCUACAUAGAGGUUAGUUGUUUUUCACGUUCUUUUUGUAAGAAUUUAGUGCAAGGAGCAAACAAUGUCUGCUUAAUUACAGUACCACGACUGCCGUGUAAAGCUUAUUCAUAGCAAAGUAUCUGUUUGGAUAGCUCAGAAUAAGGUGGAUACUUCAGAAUAAGAAUGGCCGAAAUAUGGAAGUUUUGGCCAUCUGGAUUAUUAUCACUGAACUUCCCAAUAUAAACAUGAUUGUUACGUUUACAAAAAGGGUACAAAUGCAGUCAAUUAUUGUGUAAUUAUGGCUCAGUUAAUUCGAAGCUUGCUUAUAGGAUAGCAGGCCGGGGGGCGGGGGUGGGGGUACUCGACCAAUAUUUGGGUAUAGGUGAGCCGCUGAGGGUUUGAAACCCAUACCCUGUUUAGGAUAACACACUCAACUUUAGUACCCUGAUAGGACAACAACCCCCUCAGAUGGGGACAAGGUUAUCAAGCACACCUGUCAACUUGUGCCAAACUGUAUACCCUGUUUAGGACAGAGAGGACGAAAACCAUACCCUGUCCAGUGGCACAUCCCCGUGUAGGCCAUAUAAGGGAGUACCCCCAGGGAUAGCAGACAGUUGUUCAAUUUAUGGCUCAACAUAAACUAUUUCUGUUUUCUUAUAUAUUAUGGUUGAUUUUUUUUUUCAGUAGUAAGUUGCUGUUUAGUUUAGUGUGACAAUAAUGGAUACUUUAUGAGGUUAUAAAAACCAAAGUGACCCUCACAACCUGUGGGAUACAUGGGUCAACCUUUUGGUGCGCUGGGUAUGUGGCACAAUUAGCCAACCAGAACCCAAAUCCUUUUAUAGUCUUUUCUAUGACCAAAAGGCCCAAUGUUGGCUACUUUUGGCAAAUGUAAACUAUGUGAUUCCAAGUUAGUCAUUUUGUGUUCCUGAAUCUGCUGUGUGAACCUUUGUAAUUUCCAGUCACAUUGAAGGUGUUGAAAAGGUAGCCCCAUUAUAGUCCAUCCUGUCAUGAAAUGUUGCCCCAUCCACAGGAAGCCCAGUUUGUUGGACUUUGAAUUUAUAAGAGAAUGUAUGACAAUAAACAAAAUGUGUCCUAAAGUCCAUUUUUUGACAAAAAUAGAAAUAAGAAUGACUUACCUUGUGCUUUUUGUUUUGUUAAGCUAAAACGGCCUGGAUACUCUACUUCAAUAAUUAUUAUUCAUUUAUCAGUAUGUUAGUUAGUUAUUUUGAUAUUAGGCAGGUACCACAAGGAAACGAUUUGGUUGUUCCUUUUUAAUUUAGAUGAUAGACAACUUUGUAGGUGAUAAUUAUUUGUAAUGCACUGAACUGGGGGCCUUUCUCUGCUACUAAAAAAAAAUCUUUAAUUUUAACAUCUUUUCAUAAUAACUGUUGAAAACUCUCAUCUAAAACAAAAGGGUCAAGGCUUAUUUGCUGAAUCAAGGCACUGUAUCGUGGAACACAGUGCUUUUAAGAAUUUUAAGAAUUUUAAUAUUUCUAGAUCAAACCGAGGACAACAGUGCCAAGAAAAUUCUUUUCUGGAUUGAGCUCCUCCAUACCUUAAGGUCUGGAUGAGUGGUUCCUCCCCGUCACCUUAAGGUCUGGUGAGAAUCCUCGCCCCACCCCUCUUAUCUGAAGGUUCAGAUCUGCUACUGUAGGCUCCAGGGCCUAUAUCAGAGCAUAUACAGAGACACUACACUAAUACAAUCUGCAGGACCGUUUUUUUUUUUUAGAAACUUGAGCAUAUGCCUGCCUGCGCUUGUAAUAGUGAUCACCAAGCUACAAGAAGUAUGACCUGAAGUAAAUUAUGUGUUUUUUACUAUUGUUAACGCUUGGAAUCAACUAACCCAUAAAAUUACAAGAUGGUUAACUGACCUUAACUGUAUUUGUACCCUCUUUGUAAACGUAACAAUCAUGUUUAUAUUGGGAAGUUCAGUGAUAAUAAUCCAGAUGGCCAAAACUUCCAUAUUUCGGCCAUUCUUAUUCUGAAGUAUCCACCUUAUUCUGAGCUAUCCAAACAGAUACUUUGCUAUGAAUAAGCUUUACAAGGCAGUCGCGGUACUGUAAAUAAACAGACAUUGUUUGCUCCUUGCACUAAAUUCUUACAAAAAGAACGUGAAAAACAACUAACCUCUAUGUAGGUUUUGAUCCAUAUUUUGCAGUAACCAUUCGCAUCUUGGCCUUUUUCAGUCUUUGUAUACUUAUCUCUUUGAACACAACAAGGUCGUGAAGAGUCGGAGUGAUUUGCCGAAAAAUAAUUUUAUUCAGUUCCAGUCUCCGAGCGGAUACCUGAUUUUGGAGUAUCCAUUCUAGUCACGACUGUUUAGUCCAAAUUUUAUUUUGAUUUAUUUUUGCGUUCACUUCCCUUUUGGACACUACGUGACUACUUAUAUCAUGUUAGUUUCGGAUGGUCACAUGACCACAGCAAAACCAGAUCACCACGUGUUUUCAAGUGUAGUGUUAUAGAGCAAAUGUUUUGAAUUUCUCAUCGAUUGCAUCGCACAGAAUGUAAGUAGUUUUCGCUCUUUAGUGUCGCUUUAGGUUUAUUUAGGUUUUCUUUAGGUUUAUUUGUCAUUUUUGCUUAUUUUAUGUUCAGUUUUCACCGUUCAUGACCAGUGAUCACCGAUCGAACCAAGCACGAGAAACUUGGCGAUUAAAGACAGAUUAAUAGUCCAAUCAACGCGUCGAAAUUUCUGUGUCGACCCCAACAUUGUGAAAAAUUCUGCAAAGUACGAAGAGAAAACUGUGUUUUCACCUGGAUUUUCGAGAAAACGAACGCUCAGAACCGACCGAACGGAAUCGCAGGAAUCUCUGGACUGGACCGCGCGAUAGUGGAUCGCGGAAUGGACCCUGAGGACUCAGCGAGAGGAGCAGUUGGAUACUCCCUACGCCAGGACCCCGUACCAAAUACUCAAAUUGAUUUUAGUGAACUUGUGCAUCAACGCGAAAUAAGGGAACAACGCAGACUUGCAUCUUUGUGGAACAAGGAAUCUAAAGAAGUUGCCUUUGAAACACAGCAGCUCCAAACUCUCCUCUACACUAACUGGGAGCACUUGUCCGCCCGCAAAAUAGUAGAUCAUUUAGCUAUCAUUUGGAAAUCCUUUGAGACUGUACACUCGAAGUACCUGCCAGGCAUACGUGACAGCAAACGACUACAAGAAGUACAACAAAGGUUCAAGUCCCUCAAAGAACAGAUGAUGUUUACAAUAGAAGAAUGCGAAACGCAAAUACGGACUGAUCAAGAAACACAAGAACGUGAUGAUGAACGCUCCAUUAAAAGUCACAAGUCGCACCAGUCUCAGAGCUCCACUACUUCAAGAUCCUCUUCGUCGUCCCGGAAAGAAAGGUUUAGAGCCAUGCUUUUAGCAAAAAGAAAUUGGAGUUAGCGAAGAGUAGGGCACAAGAGGAAGCUGAGUUGGCGAGGAGCAAGGCUCAACAAGAAGCCGAAUUGGUCAAAGCAGAGCAUGAGCGGAGCGCCAAGAAGGAAUUGAGACUACUCGAGGACGAAGCCGUUCUAGCUGAACUGGAUUGGAAGAUUGAAAAUGAGUUCGACGAGGAAACUGGUGUUGUUAAUGGUGUGGACAAUAUUGUUCAGACAUCCUAUCCCAUUGAGGAGAAACCACUGGGACAGUCACCUCAAAUUCAACUUGAUGAUUCAGAACCCCGAACACCAAAAAUCCCAGCACCGACACCCAAACCUUCACUGCCUCUUAUACCUGUCAGUUGCUCCACCCCCCAAGACACAGCACCUGGUUCGUGCAAGGAAAAGCCAGCCACUGAGGUCAAAUCCAAUAUUGCCGAUACUGCAAACAAGGGAGCACUGCCAGUCACUGAAUGCCAGCAGCCACCAUACCAAGCCCCACGAACCUUCCAGUAUAGACCUAAGUCUCAGCCAGAAGACAAAGUAAUAGAGCAAGCCCCUAAAGACCAUGUAGCAGCCAUGUGGAAGGUACAGCUUCUGAACGGAAUCUCUCCUACACCCUUUAAUGGCAACCCAGCAGACUUCCCGUUCUUCAAAGAACAAGCACAUACUCACCUUGAAAGUGAGCUACUAACUGAUGCGCAGCGGGUAGAGUACUUACCGAAGUUCCUGAAAGGAGAAGCCUUGGAGGUCAUCAAAAGAAACCGAGGCUCCUCCUAUAGUGAGCUAAUGAAGAUCUUAGAGGAACGCUUUGGUCGCCCUAUUCAGGUGACGCAAGCCUGCAUCGAAGAGUUAGUCUCAGGCCCCAAACUUGCCUAUGGUGACAACAUGGGUCUGCUUAAUUUUGCCGAGAAGCUGAACACUUCAACCAAGGUUCUGAAGGGAGAUGUGGAACGCGAAGCAAGCGUAGCUACCAAUUUAAGAAGAAUCGUAAACAGACUCCCAAAUGAUUUAAUCACCAAGUGGCAGACCGAAAACUACGAGAUUGUUAGCCGUGGUGGAACUGCACGACUAAAGGACAUUGCAAAAUUCGUGAAAAGGCAAGCGUCAAUAAGGAAUGACCCAGUGUUUGGAAUGCAGCCGCAAAGGGGAGAAAACAGGACAAACAAGUCCCCCCAAAGCUUCUAAAGGAUCGGACCUGCCCACGAAAAACGCUACGAUCAACGCCACAUCGCUUAAGAACGCCCCCAAGAAAGAGAACUCUGCAAACUGUGCAAUUUGCAAGUCUACUCCCCACCGACUCCAGGAGUGCCCAAUCGUCAAACAGUGUGACCGUGUAGCCGUGCGUCGACAAUACGCAGCAUCGUAUGGGUUCUGCUUUAACUGUGGUUGCCAUAAUCCCGAUCACAGUGGUACUUCCUGUCCUGAGCCACCAGCUUGUUCUCUGUGUCCUGGACACCACUUACCAAUACUGCAUAGGGACAACAACAAUGGACGCAGAACUCCUGGAAACAAGAACACUCAUAACCCCACUAACCGAUACAGUACUCCGACUGCUGACCCAAUAACCCGGCAACCACAAAUGGAGCAAGGCACAAGACAGCCGCCCAGCGACAGGCCACAGACUUCGAUUACAUCUGCCGGUGUCAGCACCACAAGAGCCCAAGUUUUGUUAAAUGUAGUUCCUGUAACCAUUACUGCAGAGAACGGUGGUUCCCUUUCUACAUAUGCAUUUCUUGACAAUGGGUGUACCGAUACCCUCAUUGACAAAGAGCUUGCUGAUCAUCUUGACCUGAAAGGGAUCUCGGAGCAAAUCGGGAUUAAGACUAUUACGAACAGUGAGGAGCUGGUGGAGAGUCGACGCGUUUCCUUUACUCUCAGUCCUGUAGAAGCAUAUGGUGAAGACAUUGAUGUUAAUGAAGCUUACGUUCUCCCCUGACCUGAACCAAUCAGAACGAGUUUUGCCGGGGACGGUAGAUGUCCAUAAGUAUCCGCACCUUCAAGACCUUACAUUCCCAGUGGUGGACUUUAAACGAGUCUCGAUCAUUGUGGGGAGUAACGUCCCUGUUGCACACUUGCAGAAGGAAGUCAGAAUCCCGAAAGACAACAAGAGCGGCCCCUACGGUUAUCGGUACCCUCUCGGUUGGAGCAUUUCAGGUCCAUUGACUAUCGCUGGGACAAGAAGAGCUGAGCUCAAUUUCAUCUCUGUUGGACACAAACCUGACGACUUUGUUGAAAGGUUUUGGAAGAUCGAAGACUAUGGAACAUUGAAAGCAGGAGAGAAGCCCUUAUCUGUGGAAGACAAACGAGCCCUAAAAAUCAUUGAAGAAACUACUACCUUUGUAGACGGGCAUUAUGAAGUUGGCCUACUAUGGAAGGAAGAUCAGCCAAAGCUGCCAAACAAUCGCAUUUUAGCUGAAAGACGAGCAGAAUUGCUUAGACGACGCCUGACCAAAGCAGGAAAUGAGCAAAUGGCUGCUAAGUACCGUGGAGUCAUGACUGAGUACAUCUCGAAGGGCUAUGCACGCAAAUUGUCCCCUGAAGAAGCAGCUAGAGAAAGCUCGAUAACUUGGUACUUGCCUCAUCAUCCAGUGACCAAUCCCAACAAACCUGACAAGCUCCGUAUCGUCUUCGAUGCCGCAUCUGAGUAUGAAGGAACAUCUCUAAACAAGAAUCUCGUUCAAGGGCCAGACAUGACAAACAGUCUCGUUGGUGUGCUGCUGCGAUUUCGACAGGGGCAUGUAGGGGUAGCCGCUGAUGUCGAGGCAAUGUUUCAUCAAGUGCGUGUGCGUAAACAAGAUCAAGAAGCUCUACGAUUCCUCUGGUGGACAGAUGAUUACGACAAACCCCGGAUGUCUAUGUUAUGGAAGUACACAUAUUUGGAGCAACCUCGUCCCCUUGCGUUGCAAAUUCGGCCCUGAGAAGAACAGCCAGUGACAAUGCUGAAAGGUUCAACCCGCAAGUUGUUGCAACUGUUGACAGGAACUUUUAUGUUGACGAUGCUCUGCCAUCCUUCAGUGAGGAGAAUGCAGCAUCUACUGUAGCAUCGGACCUAGUGAAAAUCCUGAAUCACGGUGGCUUCAACCUUACAAAAUUCAUGACGAACAGUAAGAAUGUUUUGGCAACCAUUCCCACCGAGAAAAGAGCCUCACCAGAUCUGAAUCUUGACUUAGACGAACUGCCAGUGGAAAGGGCGCUAGGGAUUCGCUGGUUUGCUGAAACAGAUGAGCUUGGAUUUGACAUCAAGAACUUGAAUCGACCCGAAACAAAGCGUGGAGUACUGUCCGCCGUUUGUUCCCUGUAUGACCCUCUUGGGUUUGCUGCGCCUGUGGCCCUUACUGCCAGAGUAAUUAUCCAGGAUAUGUGGAAGGCUAAGGUAGACUGGGACCAGCCACUCGAAGAAAACUUCUUAGCCAGAUGGAAGUCUUGGACCUCACAGCUGUCAUCCCUCUCUGCACUGCGCAUCCCACGUUGCUACUUGCCAGCUGAAACAGAUGCUUCCAAAUGCAAACUACAGCUGCAUAUCUUCUCUGAUGCCUCUGAAAUUGGCUACGGUGCAUCUGCGUAUCUAAGAGUCGAGAAUCCAGAUGGGUCUAUUCACUGCUCGUUUGUUGUGGGGAAAGCAAGAAAUGCACCUGUCAAGUUCACAAGCAUUCCAAGGCUUGAACUCCAAGCUGCUGUUCUGUCUACACGCUUGAAUAAGAUGCUGAGAGAAGAGUUGGACCUUCCUAUUCAGAGCACCAAGUUCUGGACAGACAGCGAAAUAGUUCUCCACUACUUGAAGAAUGAAAGGCGUCGUUUCCAGACCUAUGUCGCUAAUCGAGUCGAAGAAAUCAGAGGAAACUCACAGCCAGACGACUGGAACCACGUGCCAGGUGUCUUGAACCCAGCCGACGAUGCGUCACGUGGCUUGAACCCCUCUGAGCUAAACCUUGAUCACCGCUGGCUACGAGGACCAGAGUUCUUAUGGCAACCUGAAUCCUUUUGGCCCAACGCAAGCCUUCGAGAAGUCCCCGAUGAAGGCCUAGAGCUUAAGAAAGAAACCCAUGCUAACUGUACUGACAUAAACACCAAUGUCAAGACCCGCCAGGCAAGCGUACAGUCUAAUUGCCCCCCCGCCACACCUGUUGAGACCACCAUGCAACAAAUAAUAAGCACCUCCUCUGAUUGGAACCGUCUCAGACGUCAAGUGGCUUGGCUCACACGCUUCACUCAUUUCAUCCGUGACCGGAAGACUGUCCACACAGGUCAUCUGACUUUAGAAGAUUACGAUGCUGCUACCUUAUCCAUCGCAAAGAUCGUCCAGCACGCAGCCUACGAUCAAGAGAUCAAGGAUCUAAAGACCAGGGGCGAAGUCAGGGGAUCCAGUAAGAUCGCUAGUUUGAACCCAAUGCAAGACGACCAUGGUGUUUUGAGAGUCAAGGGACGUAUAGCAUCACCACCAGCUGCUGACACUGCCAGGAAUCAAAUAAUACUGCCCAGAGAUCAUCCAGCGACAGUCCUGAUGGUCCGCCACACCCAUGCAUCAAUUGGUCACCUGGGGCGUGAACACCUCAUAGCAAGGGUUCGAGAGACGUUCUGGAUCCCACAAAUAAGGGUGUUAACUCGUUCUGUCCUGGGUCGGUGUCUUGUUUGUAAGAAGUUGAAUGCCAAGCCGAUGACUCAGCAAAUGGCUCCCCUGCCAAGAAGCCGGAUGAUGGCGUACGAACCCCAUUCUCCUACACAGGAAUGGAUCUAUUCGGUCCUUUAUACGUCAAGCAUGGAAGAGGAACAGCCAAACGGUGGUGCUGCUUAUUUACCUGCCUAACGACACGUAGUGUACAUCUUGAAUUGGUUCACUCGAUGGACACAAACGACUUCAUAAUGUGUCUGCGACGAUUUAUGAACCGUCGUGGUGAAGUGACUGAACUAAGGUGUGACAGAGGAUCAAAUUUUGUCGGCGGUGAACGAGAGCUGAGAGAGUCGAUCGAGCAGUGGAACCAGCAACAAAUUGUGCAAGAGCUUCUACAACGAGGGUGCAAAUGGGUCUUCCAGCCGCCAACUGCUUCUAGCAUGUCUGGGAUUUGGGAGCGGAUGGUGCGAAGUGCUAAGACUGUUCUGAAGUCUAUCCUAGGGACCCAAGUAGUUACGGAAGCAGUUCUUCAGACGCUGUUGACUGAAGUUGAACGAGUGUUAAAUGGGCGAGCGCUCACCGCCAAUUCAGACGACCCAAAUGACCUUCAGCCACUCACGCCAGCGCAUUUCUUAAUGCAGAGGAAGACUAUCUGCCUACCCCCUGGCAUAUUUGAGAAAGCAGAUCAGUAUCACAGAAGGAAAUGGAGGCAGGUACAAUUUCUGGCAGACCUAUUUUGGAAGAGGUGGUUGCGUGAGUAUUUACCUACCCUGCAAGCCCGAGGAAAGUGGAGAAAGGUCUUACCUAACCUGAAGCCGAAGGCCCUUGUCCUGUUAGUUGAUGACAACGUGCCGAGAGGAUGCUGGAAACUUGGACGAGUCCUAGAGGUCUUCCCUGGCCCCGACGGCCUGGUGCGCACAGCGAAAGUCAAGACAAAGGACUCUGUGUUCAUCCGACCUAUUCAGAAGCUAUGCUUACUGGAGAACGAUCUUGAGAAUAAUUAGUCUAGGCUAGUGACGUUGGGCCUACCUACUGGGUUGUCCCAAGGCCGGCGGAAUGUUUAGUCCAAAUUUUAUUUUGAUUUAUUUUUGCGUUCACUUCCCUUUUGGACACUACGUGACUACUUAUAUCAUGUUAGUUUCGGAUGGUCACAUGACCACAGCAAAACCAGAUCACCACGUGUUUUCAAGUGUAGUGUUAUAGAGCAAAUGUUUUGAAUUUCUCAUCGAUUGCAUCGCACAGAAUGUAAGUAGUUUUCGCUCUUUAGUGUCGCUUUAGGUUUAUUUAGGUUUUCUUUAGGUUUAUUUGUCAUUUUUGCUUAUUUUAUGUUCAGUUUUCACCGUUCAUGACCAGUGAUCACCGAUCGAACCAAGCACGAGAAACUUGGCGAUUAAAGACAGAUUAAUAGUCCAAUCAACGCGUCGAAAUUUCUGUGUCGACCCCAACAACGACCGGUGUCCCUUCACUCUAUUGUUUCCAGGGGCCCGUUUCUCGAAAGUCCCGAUAAUUAACGGCCCCGGUAAGCUGUCUCCAUUUACAUUAAAGAUCGAGGUUUCAAAACUUUUGCAUCAAGCAUGAUAAAACUAUCAGUUAGUGAAACAAAAUGGAGUAGUUUGCUAGCCAGGACCCGCGCUCUUAUUCUUUAUAUUUCGAUUUGAAUAUUUGAUUUCGGGCCCGAAAAGUUACCGGGACUGUCGAGAAACAGGCCACAGGCCCUUAAACUGAAAUCCGCGGACUUAAAAUAAGGAAGCGAUAAAGGAGAUUCAACAGUGAAGCCAGUACUCCGUUGAAUGCAAAAUAGUCAGAGUAAUUUGUGAAUGCGUUCUUUCUCUUUAAGUAAUGGGUUCUUUCUUUAAGUAAAACUCGCCGUUUUUGCGCGGCGAUAUUUUUUCUUUAUUUUUCCAAUUAUUUCAAUUUGAUCAAAUUACAGUUGAAACUCUCUACAAGGGCCACCUUAGGGACAUCGAAGAAAGUGGCCAUUGUAGAGAGGUUGAAAGAAGAGUGAAUGUAUGUCAUGUAUAGACCGUUCGCCAAAAAAAAAAAAAAAAUUGGCCCGUGUAGAGAGGUGACCGUUAAGGAAGAGGAGGACGUUAGUUCGGAGGUUCUACUCAAUAUCACAUGAUAUUACCUCAAUUUUUUCUGGAAUUUGGUGAGCUUAAAAUUGCAACAAACUGUACUAUCAAACGCAGUUAUACUGACUGAAAUCAAUGAGGCAAUGCACUGACUCAGUAUUGAAGGCUAUUGUGUUUGCCGCGACAGAUAUGCCGUUUUUCGAAAAUUGCCGAACAGUCGCAAGCUAUAUCUUUGCAUGAACUCUCUGCUAGCAGAAUUUUCUUUUCAGCGUCAUUUUUAAGCGUGUACAAAGUCGUUCGCACCGCCAAAAAAAAAAAUUUGCGUGGUUGGCUUGUUUACAUCGCACACCAACAUCGAACACCAAAUGACUGAUCAAAAAUUAAAGACUAUGCGAACUAGUGUCAGGACAGAAACGACUUACUAAAAACAGUGCCGGGAAUAAAUUCCUGUUAGGAAGGUAGCAUUAUAUGACAACCUUACUAAACCUUUACAUGUAGCGUAAAUGAGCGUAAAGCUGUUACAACAACUUUAUGCUAGCUUUACGAAACCUUUAAGAGCCGAGCGCGUACUGAUUUACCUUUACAAACCUUUACGCGCCGUGGAAAGUUUGCGUAAAGUUGGAUGACCAACUUUACGCAGGUUUACGCAAACUUUAAUUUUGCGUAAAUCUCCAUUUUCAUGCUGUGAAUGGAAACAAUAGCUUUUACGCGCGGCAAAUUUCAACAUUACCGAUUACUUCUUUCCGAUGAGAUUUGAAUUUUCGGCGGGACCGAAGUAAGGAGCAAUUUCACCUUAGGGGGUGGGUAGGAGUGUUAGUUGACUGGCGAAACGGACAACGCAGUAGUGAGGGGUGAGGUGCCGAACAGACGAGAUUUGAGACGAACAAAGCCGAACCGUAUUGUUUAUUUUGCGCUUCGCGUACUGGCUGCAAAUUUUAAGAAAACAUACUUCAUUUUUUAUGCUAAAAUCGUAGUAACAAUUAUAGGGAACUUUAACCACGGAUUGAAUAGAAGGAGCCGAGAACUUACAAUUCGCGGCGCUCUGAUCAGAGGUUUUAACAGCCCGCUUUAUAUUCUGUUACCCAGUUGGCACUGUUUGAAUUCUGCGCCAGGAAAUUUUAUUCUUCAUGUAAAUGACGGUUAUAUUUUACAUUCGUUUGUUUGAACAAGAAUUAACUUUUUUGAAUAAAAAUAACAUCCCAUUGAAUGCAUUGAAGAGCGUGAGUAAACAAUAAAGGAACAAAAUAACACCUUCCACCUCACUGCCAGCGAAGCUUAAAAACACUGUUCUGUGCUCCCGACCCUUGCUGAUAUAAUUUAUUGCUCUUUUCAAGCAAGAUUCUCGCGCUUGGUGCGUAAGUUCUCUAACAUGAACGCGCUCUUUACUUGAGUGAUUUAAAUCUAUAAAAAGCCAAUUUUCAGAUGAAGAUCGAAACACUGAAAAGGAACAGCAAACAAAAGACUGAAAAAAUCGCACCUCCUUUCACCUCACUGCCUACGAAGUUUAAAACACGAUUUUACGGCCCCGCGUCCCUUACUGAUAUAAUUUACUGCUCUUUUCAAGCAAAAUUCUCGCGCUUAGUGCGUAAGUUCUCUAACAUGAACGCGCUGUUUACUUGUGUGAUUUAAAUCUAUAAAAAGACAAUUUUCAGAUGACGAUCGAAACACUGAAAGGGAACAGCAAACAAAAGACUGAAAAAUCACACGUCCUUUCACCUCACCGCCCGCGAAGUUUAAAACACGGUUCUAUGCCCCCGACCCUCGCUGAUAUAAUUUAUUGCUCUCUUCAAACAAAAUUCUCGCGCUUGGUGCGUAAGUUCUCUAACAUGAACGCGCUGUUUACUUGUGUGAUUUAAAUCUAUAAAAAGACAAUUUUCAGAUGCUUAAGUGCCGCUAGCAUAGGCAAAAACAAAAGAAUUGAUAUUCACCUCUCUGAGAACAGUUUUUGCCAGAAAAAACUUUUAAAGGAGGGCUCUUUUAUGUCGUUCAUGUUCAGUUGCAGCGGCGAUAUUUCAUUGCGGCGUAUAGGCCUCAAAGUACGGACUGCGCGCGCAAAAUUUAUACUAGGUCUCUUUCCGCGAUCUUAUUUCGAUUUAAAGUCAUAGUUUUCAAGAUACAAGCGGAUUGAUUCACAAAACAGUUUUAAAUACGCCUUCGUUUAAGUUCCCUGUAAAUCAUUUGCAGUGAAUUUUGCUGUUAGGACUAUUCACUGGUAGGGUUUGUAUUUGGGGCAGGUGCAAGUUUAAAAAUCACACCUUUGUGCGGUAACUGUUAUUGCUACAAAGUAUUUUUAUUGCUGAGUUGUGGUUAUUCGCAUAAAGCAAAUGAUAGGAUGGUAUAUUUUGUAAACUUUCUAAAUAAGGUAGACAAUUAUGUUCUAAAACUGCAAAACAGGGUCGUAAAGUAGUAUCGGCCUGAGUAUAGGCUAGUCCCUUAUCUCCCUUCAUGUGAACAGCUCUAGGUUUAACAUAAAUAACACCACAAAGUUCACUACACUCAGUACCUUUCACGGACAUUACUCUUUUCCACGACGGGAAUAAUCCAGGUAAGCCCUUCUGUACUAUACUGCCCUUUUAAGUUUUGCUACAGCAUACUUAGGCUACGAUCGGUACAUACACAAUCACAUCUGGGUUCUUUCCUGCAAUGAUCCUCUACUUUUCAUAUGCGGGUAGAAUUAAACAGAGGGUCCUUUGCUGUAGAAAAUUUAUAAUCCUCUUUGGUUCGAGCGGCCUGUUCAUCGAACAAUUGCUUGCACUUGCUGAGGGUCGGCUCCAUAAGUUUAGCUUCAGGGCAUGGCAGAAAUACUGCAUCCUUUCCUUACUAAGUUUGGACAGAUUCUCCAAGGGAAUAUUGAUCAAUAUUUCUUCGAAAAAGAAUGCUUUCGUUCGAGUUUUUACUCCGACUAUCCGCCAUUUUGAAACUGGACUUUUAAAAAAGUCCGGGAAAAUCCGUUAGUGCCAGGCCCCCGCGCGGUAUGAAAUUAGGCAAUUAAUUGUUAAUUAAUUAAAUAUCCAGAGAAUGCAAACGCCUUACGUCGCUCCUCGCUCCUCGCACUGAAUAGACCCGAACAAUUUUUGUACUUUUCCCUAAUAUAAACUAAUGAUUGUAGCAUGAAUGGGAAAACACUUACUGACAAUUUUUGGCCUCCGUUUAGGCUCCUAAGUGUUGUUGCUAUUUUUUAAAUAGUGUUUUAGUUUUCCUUUUGUUUGUCUUUUUUGUAGGAUUUGCUGCAAACAUUUAGUCAAUAAAGACAGUAAAACUGUGGUCAAGUACUACUUCUGAGAGGGCACAAAUCAAUCAAUCUUUCUAUAUUAAACAGCAACAAAGUUGCUUUUGUCAUGCAUGAGAGCCAGAAGGUGGCAUCUAAUUUAUUUAUAAUGAGAAGUUGCUUUAAGCCUAAUUCAUCUCUUCUGAAGUGUAUUUAUUACUUCUUUCUGACUGGGACAACUUAACUGUUUGAGGGUCACUGCAUGUAUUAGCUACAUAGUCAUGUGUUUUAGAUUUGGUUAGUGUUCUUCUCUGAAACGGUCUAAAUCUUAAUCACAUUGUUUAUCAAACCAAAGAUGGACUUGAUUAGCACUAUUAUUGUUUUCUUAUCGUCCGCUCCAGCUCUCUGUCGCUCUUUUUCGCGUUGAGCUUCGCUGGCCUGUCGCUCCCUUUUUUUUUUCUCUAUAUUCCAAAUUUGUGGACAUGACAAUUAAUCUAAGCUUGAUGCUUUGGACAACAAGGAUACAGAAACAAUUUCCGCUUUCCGUUUUCGUCUUUACUGACUCUUUAGUUGUCUCUGCUUCACAAGACGAGGGUGGUUAUACGAUUUCCUGCCAAAAUAACCUCAAGUUGCAUUUGGGUUGCCAUACCUGUUGGUUGAGUUAUUUUACAUUGGUAUGCCUGUGGAGCGGACGGACGGUCACGUGAUUACCAAAAUUUAUCGGAUGGGUAGAUUACCAAAUUUUCCGCGCUCACCCAUGGUGCUCCGCUAAUGAGCCAACAUAUUCAGAGCUCGACUUCCAGUGAGCAAUAUUUGAAAUAAUAUCGCCUCCCUCCGAAUAAUUACCUCUCCUUGAAUAAUCCCCCCUCCUUUUGAUGCCAAAACCGAACUAAUCGCCCCCCCUGCUAUUAUUCGAGGAAAUACGGUAUUCCUUACUUCAUUUUUUAAACCGAAGGUUUUCUCUUUUGAGCAGAAUAGUUUUUUUCUAGCUAAACCGAGUCGCAUGCAUAUUUAGAGUAAGAUAGCACAAACUCUUGCCAUCCGAACCAACUCAACCAAGAGAAAAGGAAGAAAAAGCAUGUGCAGAUAAAUUCCAAAACAUGGCCUGCAUUUAUAUACACGAAGAGAGGAAAAUAACAAUUCGCAUGUACCUGUAUUGUUGUACCUGUAUUUUGAAAUAAAACGUGCAUUAAAUCUAAAAAAAGAGCAAGAAAAAGAAUUUCGCGGGGCGUCUCGGGUCUGAAAAUUUUCAUUCGCAGCUAACUAGCUGGAAUCAAAAAUUUAGCUUGGCACUAUAUCAGGGAAUGACCAGCCUUGGAAUGUAAAUAUUCCUACAAAGUUUGGUGCUUGUAUCAAAAAUCGCAUAAUUUUCUAGCUAAGUCGCCGGACUAAGAAUAGAAGACUGUUUCAUUAAGUAGAAUCGCACGUAAAAACCUCGUAAAUUAUGAUGAUGCAAAUAUCUACCACAAUGAUGAACGUCGUGACAUUUCUCAACUAUUCGGUAUUCGACAAACCCCAUUAGAAUAAAUAUCCUAAAAAAAAUAGUGGAUAGUUUUUUUCGCGCGCUCUGACUGUCUUCUCAAACUCGGGAUAUUAUACAACUAUCCUCUGUGGGGGAGGUGAGUAGUGGUGGAUAUACCAUACCAUAUAUGUUUGCUACCGUAAGAUAACGAAACGAUUUCACAAAUAAACAAAGAAACUGUUCCUGGCAACACGAAGAAAGCGACGAAAUUCGGUUUGGCUGUUUUUACAAGUAACACCUUGUCUGUUUAACCUGAAUUUAUCGAUGAAACUGGUGAAAAAGAUCUUUGUUUACAAAUGUAAAUUAAGUUUUGCGUUACUCUAUUUAGCUGUCAUGUUCAUAAAUAACCUUAAAGCUAAAGCAAAUGGUGUUUUAUUAGAACAGGAGAAUGGUUUCAAAUACAGAAGAAUUCUCAAUUCCUUUGGAAGGAAUGUCUCCGCAAAAUCUAAACAAAUGCCUUUCAAUGUUGUAUUUGCGGGCAGGAAAACGUGACGGCCGUAAAGUCAAAAGCGCGCCAAAACUGUAAUCGUUGGCAGUAAUAAACGAAUUGAAAAUCAUCUUUUUUUUGUGCUCAAUUAUUUCACUUGAUUAUAUGGCAAUAAUAUUACGCGCGCUCUGAUUGGCUGCUAAGCAAACAUCAUUUUCUUGUAAUGACCGGGCAUUUCUAGAUAUUUGUCCAAUCAGUGUUUGACUUGAUAGUGGGCAUCCUUAUGGACAUCUAUGUUGUCAACUGACAGCUGUCAAAAAGGGUAUCCGCUGACCAGUGUCACAUGACUGUAUCGCGGGCUGAAAUGCACAACUUAUUGAGGCUACGUUUUUUUUAAGUUAUCUGAUGGCCACUUAUUAGUUUUUAUUGAUAGCAGGUUCAGGUGUAUGAUGAAAAGGCUAUCUUAUAAAUAACUUAGUAACCUCGUUCGUUCGGUCAUUACAGGGAAAUCUCAGACCGAAGCCUUGAUGUAUUGACUGAGCGAUAGCAGUGACGUGUUUUUUAAAGUUAUCCUCUGAACAGUUAUUAGUUUUAAUUGAUCGCAAGCGCAGGUCUAUAAUGCAGCUAUUCUUGGUGUUGGUGUGAUGGUGGUUGCGCUUAUGUGCCACUGUCAAUAUGGUAAUUGGCAGAACGGUUUCAGGUACUAGUUUUUGGUUUUUGUUUUAGACUUGAAGACUUUGACGACAAGGCAGCCAAAGUUGGCAUUACUGAGUGCACCCAAAAACCAACACCAUAUGAUCAUCCGGGAAAUUGUCAAAUCAAGUUCUGGGAUUUGCCUGGAAUAGGGACCCAAACAUUCCCUGUGGAGACGUACUGCGAUCAAGUGCAAAUUAACAAGUACCACGCCUUUCUCAUAAUUACUGAUACCCGAUUCCGCGAGAACGACUUCAAACUGGCAGAGAAAAUUAACUCGAUUAACAAGAAGUUUUUCUUCAUUCGCACCAAAAUUGAUGAAAAUGUCCGAGCCGAGAAGCGGUCAAAGCCCCCAGGAUCAUUUAACGAAGAGGACAUGCUUGAGGAAAUCCGAGCUGAUUGUUCGAAAAAUCUGGGUGACUUGAUGAGCAACAAAGAAGACAUAUUUCUGAUAAGCAAUUACCAUCCUGCAAAGUGGGAGUUCGAUCGACUGAGAAAAGCCAUUCUAGAUGUGCUGCCGAGGUGCCAACGAGAAAGUUUAACUAUGACCCUUGGCGUUCUAAAAAGCCUGUCAACUGAAAUGGUAAAGAGGAAAGUGGAAGUUCUCAGGGGGCGUAUUUGGAUGGUUGCUUCAGCGUCUGCCGCCGCCGCAAUGGUUCCCAUCCCUGGAUUGUCCGUGGCAGUUGACAUUGGGCUGAUGAUAAAAGAAAUCACAUUUUACAGAACCCAGCUUGGUCUUCCUGAAGAAGGAUCUGAUGAAUUUGCAAACCUACACGUCAACACCCAAGACGAUGUUCGUAAGGUGUGUCUAACAACUGCAACUCAACUCAGCGGGUUCUUAGCAGCUUAUGCCGCAGAAGCGAGUGCUGAGGAAUUUACACGUUUUAUCCCGUUGAUAGGUCUGGUUAUAGCUGGCGGAAUGUCAUUUGCUACUACAUACUAUGGUCUCCAGCACUGUUUGGAAGAAGUGGAGAAAGUAGCCUUAACAGUCCUUGAUGAAGCUGCCCAGAAAUCAGCUAACAGGCGC
This is a messenger RNA of Porites lobata, 27276 nucleotides long. Lineage: Eukaryota; Metazoa; Cnidaria; Anthozoa; Scleractinia; Poritidae. The record is from the annotation of a GenBank genome assembly.